GGUGCUGUGAAAAAGCGUCAGAGUGAAGCGUCCUGCUCUUCAGAGACAGUCUCUGGUGGACUACCAGUCAUCUCAGCUCAAGGGUUAUUAUUUCUCCCCGUUUUGAAACAAAAACGCCACUAUGUUUGCGGUCAGAAACAGCCUUCGCGUCGGCUCCAGGUUGUUCAGCCCGGCGGGGAGGAGAGGCUGCGCCGGGGCCGCCAUCCCGGUGGACGACGUGGUGAACGGACUCACUGAUGAGCAGGUCCAGCUGAGGCACACUGUUCGUAAAUUCUGCGCUGAAAAACUUGCACCAUAUGCCGAUGAGAUUGACAAGAAAAAUGAGUUUCCGGGAAUGAAGGAUUAUUGGACAGCCAUGGGGGAGAUGGGACUGCUGGGGAUCACUGCUCCAGUGGAAGAUGGAGGCACAGGACUGGGCUACCUGGAUCACGUCAUUGUUAUGGAGGAAAUGUCGCGGGUGUCGGCAGCCAUCGCUCUAAGUUACGGCGCCCACUCGAAUCUUUGCGUCAACCAGAUGGUGCGUCACGCCAAUCCGAAACAGAAGGAGAAGUACAUGCCAAAGUUGAUGACAGGGGAGCAUAUAGGAGCUCUGGCCAUGAGUGAGCCUAAUGCCGGCUCUGAUGUUGUUUCCAUGAAACUGAAAGCCACAAAGAAAGGUGACCACUAUGUUCUGAAUGGCAACAAGUUUUGGAUCACAAACGGCCCAGAUGCCGACGUGCUCAUUGUGUAUGCCAAGACGGAUCCGAAGGCGCAUCAAAAAGGCAUCACAGCUUUUAUUGUUGAAAAGGGCAUGCCAGGAUUCUCCACAGCACAGAAGCUCGACAAACUCGGCAUGAGAGGGUCCAACACCUGCGAGCUGAUUUUUGAAGACUGCAAAGUUCCAGAGGAGAACAUCCUGGGUCCACUGAACAAAGGCGUGUAUGUGAUGAUGAGCGGGUUGGAUCUGGAGAGGCUGGUACUGGCGGCAGGUCCUGUUGGGAUCAUGCAGGCUGUGUUGGAUAAUUCUGUUCCCUACCUGCACAUCAGAGAAGCAUUUGGCCAGAAGAUCGGACACUUUCAGCUCAUGCAAGGCAAGAUGGCUGACAUGUACACCAGGCUGAGCUCCUGCCGGCAGUAUCUGUACAACGUGGCCCGAGCUUGUGACAAAGGACACUUCAGUGCCAAAGACUGCGCUGGAGUCAUCCUGUAUUGUGCUGAGAAUGCCACUCAGGUUGCUUUGGAUGGCAUUCAGUGUCUCGGUGGGAACGGCUACAUCAAUGAUUACCCAGUGGGCCGUUUUCUACGAGAUGCAAAGCUGUAUGAAAUCGGCGCAGGCACGAGUGAAGUCCGCAGGCUCAUCAUUGGACGAGCUUUCAACACCAUGUUCAAAUAAGCACGACAGAGAAAUUGCGUUCACUAGGACAGACUGAGUGGUUUGCUGUGGAUGAACAGUUACUCACACCAAGGACCUUAGUACUGAAGAUGUUUCUGUCUCCCACGGUUCACUGGUAUUAUUUAUUCAAACAUGUUAUACAUGAAAUCACUCGAGUCAACAGUGAAAACACAACCUAACCUGGCAAAAAACUGUUUUCAAGUCCAUCCAUGUUGAGUGGCCUUGUUCCUGUGGCUUUUUUGUUUCUUUUUUUUUUUCCUGGUAAAACUAACUGGUCUCAUUUACAGUCUGU
Messenger RNA from Cololabis saira (Pacific saury), 1664 nucleotides. It is a transcript of the gene ivd, whose product is annotated as isovaleryl-CoA dehydrogenase. Gene Ontology annotation, biological process: L-leucine catabolic process. Gene Ontology annotation, molecular function: flavin adenine dinucleotide binding; 3-methylbutanoyl-CoA dehydrogenase activity. Bases 122 to 1372 code for a protein of 416 amino acids. Gene Ontology annotation, cellular component: mitochondrion. The transcript has 12 exons. NCBI's taxonomy places the organism in Eukaryota, Metazoa, Chordata, Actinopteri, Beloniformes, Belonidae. The record is from RefSeq and is a predicted model, not a curated record.